UCAUAGGAGUGAAAUGUGAAAUUAACCUCAAUGAUUGUAAUCCUAAUCCAUGUGUAAAUGGUGGUUCAUGUAAAGAUAUGGUUAAUGGUUAUAAAUGCUACUGUCCUCUGGGAUAUACUGGUCCUGAUUGUCAAGAACACACACGUAGUGAUCCAGUUGUAACACAGUUACCCCCAGAACACAACCAGCAUAUGAAGACAUUGUAUGUUGUAAGUGGUUGCUUAGGAACAGCAUUUAUCAUUGUCAUCGUCACUAUGGUGAUAUGUGUAUGCAGAUUACAAACACCAGGUGGUGGUUAUGAUUAUUACACUGAUAUGUCGACUCCAAUAAAAUCAAAUAAAAGCAAAAAAGGACAUGGCAGUGAAAACCCUAAACUGUCUGUAGAUCUAACAUCUUUAAGCCAACCCCGUCCAUCCGUGCAAGCCAUAUAUGAAGUAACUACAGUGGAUUACAAGACUGAUCCCAAUGAACCUUUGGUGGCAUCACUCAAACCAAAAUCAGUGUAGAAAUAUUCUACUUGAAGUGAACAUUGUUAGCUUUUAUUCUGUCUAUGUACAAACCAUCAUUGUCAAAAAAGAUUGGUUAUAUCAUUGUUAAACACUGUGAAACAUUGCAAUAGAGAUUUCAAACUGUUGUAUAUUUAUUUUCAUGACUUACUAGUAGUUGAAAUCAGUUAGUUCACAGCAUUUCUAAAAACAUCCCUGGAUGUGUCAGUUACUUCACGGCAUUCAUCAAACAUCCCUGGAUGUGUCAGUGAGUUCACAGCAUUUAUAAAACAUCCCUGGAUCUGUCAGUUAGUGCCAUAACCAACCACUGAGGGGGGCGGGUCACAACAUUUUCAGA
Messenger RNA from Saccoglossus kowalevskii, 843 nucleotides. RefSeq lists its product as uncharacterized. Gene Ontology annotation, molecular function: calcium ion binding. Gene Ontology annotation, cellular component: protein-containing complex; plasma membrane. Gene Ontology annotation, biological process: heterophilic cell-cell adhesion; establishment or maintenance of epithelial cell apical/basal polarity. NCBI's taxonomy places the organism in Eukaryota, Metazoa, Hemichordata, Enteropneusta, Harrimaniidae. The record is from RefSeq and is a predicted model, not a curated record.